UUUGUCCAUCAACAAAACCCGCACCAAGUUCUAACCCUAUUUCUCUCCAACCUUCUCCCAUGGACUCAAAACCCCGACCACACGACUCUCUAAAGAGAACCCUAGACCUCACUGUUCUAUCGGUGGAGGACCUCCACGCCAACUGGAGGCACGCUGCUCAGAGCCUCUACGUGGUGGUGCGAGCGGACUCCAUCGCCAGCUACGCAACCGGCACGGCCACGGUAGAAACCACCAGCGAUGGCAGUGGCAACCCGUCAUGGAACGAGAAGCUAGAGGUGGACGUGCCGGCACAGGCGAGGUCCGUCACGCUGACAGUGAAGUGCAAGAACGCGCCGAGCAUGAAGGACGUUGGGAUAGCAAGGAUAGCCAUAGCCGAGUUGCUCAGCGCUGCGGCGGCGGCGGAGCAGAACCUGCAGAUUCUGAGUUACGGGUUGAGGGAUUGGGAAGGGAGGCGCAGUGGGGUUAUUAAGUUCAAUGUUAGGGUUAGGGAACGGGACAUGCUGUGUUCUUCUUCUGGCAACGUUGUUGGAAAUGAUUUAAUGUAUGACUGAUUUAAGAAAUGCCGAACCAAAUAUGCUCAACUGUUUAACCUUGAUUAAGGCACUCAAAUUAUUUAUAUAAAUAAAUAAUUAACU
Molecule: messenger RNA, 635 nt
Organism: Vigna umbellata (rice bean)
Lineage: Eukaryota; Viridiplantae; Streptophyta; Magnoliopsida; Fabales; Fabaceae
Product: BON1-associated protein 2-like
Source: RefSeq, a predicted model, not a curated record